CGUGACGCUUAAACGUCAGUACGUUUCGUUUGGAAGCUAUGGCGCUUCCUGACUGGAUCGUAACACUUAUUGUCACCAAAUCCCUUUUUCUUGUCUUAUAUUUAUGUGUUCGUUAUAAAGGCAGAAGUCUGACGUUUUUGGGGAAACUGGUGUUUAAAAUAAUGGCCCGCUCAGAGAAGCCCUUGUUCAGAAUCGCGUACACACUCUACACUAAGACCAGACUUGGCUACAUGUACUACAAAAGGCAAAUGAAGAAAGCCCGUGAACAUUACCCUUCUGGACAUUCUACUUCUCAGCCCAUGGGUUUCAAUGGUAUCAAAAUAAUACCCAUCUCUGUGCUGUCUGACAACUACAGCUAUCUUAUAAUUGACACAUCCUCCAGUGUUGCAGUUGUUGUAGACCCUGCAGACCCACAAACAGUUCAGGCUGUUCUUGAGGAAGAGGGAGUGAUGUUAGAAGCAAUACUCUGCACACACAAGCAUUGGGAUCACAGUGGGGGAAACAAAGGGUUGAAAAGGCUUCACAACUCAUGCAGAGUCUAUGGAAAUGUUGCUGAUAACAUUCCUGGUCUCACACACCCUCUCUCUCACAAGGACUCAGUAACAGUAGGCUGUAUGCACUUUAAGGCCCUCUUCACUCCUGGGCACACAGUUGGACAUAUGAUCUAUCUCCUGGAUGGCCAGGCAGUUGGUGCGCCCCCUUGCCUCUUCUCUGGCGACCUGGUGUUCCUCUCAGGGUGUGGGAGGAUGUUUGAAGGAAAUCCCUCCACAAUGCUGUCAUCUCUGGACACAGUUACCUCCUUAAGUGACGAUACUUUAUUAUGGCCUGGUCAUGAGUAUGCAGAGGACAACCUUCUCUUUGCUGCUGAGGUUGAGCCACACAACGCUGCCAGGGAAAACAAAUAUCAGUGGGUGCUGCAGCAGCGAAGCCAGAAGCUGUGCACGAGUCCCUCCACAAUUGGAGAAGAGAGGCAGUACAAUCCUUUCCUGCGAAGCCACUCUGCAGAGCUUCAUCUGGCCUUGGGCCUCCAGCAGUUCCAGGAUGAAGACUGGACUCAGUUCAGGGCUCGGGUGCUUGAAGAGCUGCGAAAACGCAAAGACUUCUACAACAGGAGAUAGUGCUGAAAAAUGUUUUUUCCUUUUGGUGAACUGAAAAUGAACUCAAAUGUACUCGGCAGUGGUACAACAAAGCAUCUCAAGGGGUAUUAAGUUCUUCUUUAACUUUAAACAACCUUUAGUACAAGUAAGAAGGAACAGUUACACCUUCAUAAUUGCAUAAUUUUAAUUACUGAGCCAGUUUCCUGUAUAUUUUGGUUAUUUUGCCUUUAUUGCUUCGUUAAAUUGAUAAUGUCUGAGAUUUACAUUCAGUGUGUUGGUCUGCCAUAGAGUUUAAAAACAGCUAAUGCAAUUGGUUUCCUUUUUAUCGUUGAUUUGCUAUGAAUGACAUAAUUGUUUUUUGUGUGUCCCAAUCCAUCCGUGGAGUGAAAAGGGAUACUAUUACAGAGCAAACCUAUUAACCUUUUCCCAUAGCACAAUAUUAGUUUGACCUGACUGUACAUAAUUGGAAUGUGAACUACUACUCUCUGUACUUUAUUUUUCACUGUAGUUUGUUUGUGUAGAUGGAGGUUGUUAGCUUAGGAACCUUUGGGAGUAAGGUCCAAAAAUAAACCGGGCAUUCAGCUUAUUACCUUAAGGGGCCGCUAGGGAGAACAAAUAGAGAACUUUGAAAUUGUAUCUUGAACAUAAAGAAUUAUUAAUUAUACAAAGCAUUUAUUUUUUUUCCUCUUAUCUUACAAUUGUCCCUUACUCUUGAGUUUGACACAUUUGGUGACAUCAGCCCUGCAAACAGCACGGGAUCACUUAGCAUGUAGGAUACUGUAAGUUAACUGUACCUCAUGGGUAACUCUUAAUGCACAUCAGACUGUGUACCUUACUAGAAAGUAUUGGGUAUGCUGGCUGUAUUAGGUAGGCAUAUUUGACAAUUAUGGUUCUGCCUAAGAAUUGAAUAGCUCAAAAGAAAUUGUUUAUUAAUAUCAUUAUUUUUUUUCAUUUUUUACAUUUUUGUUUGUGAAAAUUCUCAAUAAUGGCACUAUUGCAUUAUUUGGAUUCAAGGUAUUCUCCACAUCACCAUCUGUAGGCGAUACAGAACAUUCAGACAAAUGCUGAAAACAGCACAAAAUGUAAAAAAAAAAUUAACUGGAAAAAGAAAAGCAAAAUGUAUAUAAAAAAAUCCUAACAACUCUUACUUUUGCUCAUUUGUGUUGAAGUUAGCACAUACAUCAGGAGAAUACCCUACACUUAACAAAAAUAAUUAUCUUGCUGAAUUAUCUUCAAUGUUUUGGUAGUUCAGCCCUUUCUUGUCCUUCUUAGUUUUUUAUUAUUUACUUUUUUUCCACUUAUAAUUAUAUAAAUUGUUUAAGCUGUUAUUGGUUGCACUACACUACAUAAAGCUGAAGAGCAGCUUAAAGUGAUGGAUUUGACAAUCAGUGCAUUUUAAAUUUGUGAAACAUGACUGAAAAUGCUGCUAAACUGAUUAUUUCUCAAAUUAUCCUGUUGAAGUAUUCAUUACAGUGAGCAGUUACAAUAGAGAUAACUAAAUGUGUUAUUUUUCUUUAAGCUAAUUGUAGGAAUACAUUGUUUUGUUUGUAAAGUUUUUUAUAUCAAAAGGACAAUGAUAAACAGAGCUUUUAUUUAUUUUAAAUAUGAGAAUGCUAUGUGACAUUGUAACACUAAGGAUCCAUUAGGAUUAUUGUUAAAGCCAAGUUUUAAAAAAGAAACUGCACAUCAAAAGUUUACAUUGUUGUAAUGUAUUUGGAGAUUUAUUCAGCUGUGAAAAUAAGAUGUAGCCUACAUAUGUUGCUGUCUAAUAAACGGUGUUCUUCCCAUG
This is a messenger RNA of Labrus mixtus (cuckoo wrasse), 2886 nucleotides long. It is a transcript of the gene pnkd, whose product is annotated as PNKD metallo-beta-lactamase domain containing. Gene Ontology annotation, cellular component: mitochondrion. The coding region runs from base 39 to 1118 and encodes 359 amino acids. NCBI's taxonomy places the organism in Eukaryota, Metazoa, Chordata, Actinopteri, Labriformes, Labridae. The transcript has 9 exons. The record is from RefSeq and is a predicted model, not a curated record. Gene Ontology annotation, molecular function: hydroxyacylglutathione hydrolase activity.